Choloepus didactylus (southern two-toed sloth) is the source of this 2504-nucleotide messenger RNA. Its product is annotated as zinc finger protein 705A-like. The record is from RefSeq and is a predicted model, not a curated record. Gene Ontology annotation, molecular function: RNA polymerase II cis-regulatory region sequence-specific DNA binding; DNA-binding transcription activator activity, RNA polymerase II-specific. Gene Ontology annotation, cellular component: nucleus. Gene Ontology annotation, biological process: regulation of transcription by RNA polymerase II. Bases 553 to 1722 code for a protein of 389 amino acids. The transcript is spliced from 8 exons. NCBI's taxonomy places the organism in Eukaryota, Metazoa, Chordata, Mammalia, Pilosa, Megalonychidae.
UGGGAAGUCGUUGCUUCCACAGUGAGGACAGGAACUUCUACCCCAGGACCAAUCGGGGAGGCCCCUGCGGUUCUGGCACAACUCAGGGCUACUUCCACAGUGAGGGCAAGAUCUUCGUCCCCGCUGGCCCUACUGGGGAGUUGCCGCUUCCACAGUGAGCACAAGAACUUCAUCUCCGCGGGGCCAAACCCGGGAGGCGCCUGCGAUUCUGGGCCAACUCGGGCCUUGAUCACAAAGAGUGGAUUUAAAAAGAAAAGACAAAAUAUUCCUUUGAGUCAAAUGUCUGUACCUAAAUUGGAAAUACCUUUCUUGAAUUUGCUUCUGAACCUACACCGAACUUGAUGAUAAUGGACUUAUCUGUGCAGAAUUAAAAUAUCCAUUUACCUUUUUAACACAAACCACAUCACAUCUGCAAAUCAGAUGUGUGUUUCCACUUGGAGCAAGGAGAGGAACUGUGGAAAGAAGGAAUAAGAUUUCUCCAAAACCAGUGUUUAGCAUUGACUACUUUGUGCUUGGCCUGCCUGAAUGUGAAACACCAGAGGAAGACCUUUGAUGGCUGAGAUACUGACAAUGCGACCACUGGAAUCAGUGACCUUCAAAGAUUUAGCUAUAGACUUCACAUGUGAAGAGUGGGCCCUGCUGGACACUUCCCAGAGAAAGCUGUUCCGAGAUGUCAUGCUGGAGAAUAUCAAUCAUCUUGUUUCCCUGGGGUAUCAGCUCUGUAAGUCAGAUGUGACCUCCCAGUUGGAGCAAGGAGAGGAACUGUGGAGAGACGGAUUAGGAUUUCUCCAUGGCCAGAGUCCAGGUAUGGAACGUGACCUUAAAAAACAAGAAUUGAUAUCCAUGCAACAUAUCUACAGGAAGGAUACAUCCACCAUCCUGUCAAAGCAGAUUUCUCACACUGGAAAGGAUCAAUUUAAAUGUAAUGAUUUGGAAGAGAAUUUCAUUCACAGCUCUACAUUGACUCAGUAUAUAUCGACUCACACAGGAAAAAAACUCUGUGUCAGCAAACAAUUUCGAAAAGCCCUCAGUGACCGCUCAUCCUUUAAUCGACAUAAGCACAUUCACACUAGAAAUAAAUCAUUUGACUGUCAUAUAUGUGGGAAAGACUUCAGAAGAAGUUAUGUCCUUAGGCAACAUGAGAGAACUCACACUGGAGAGAAACCAUAUGCCUGCCAUAUAUGUGGAAAAGCCUUCAGUCAGUCUUCAAAGCUCAGGCAACAUGAGAGAAUUCACACUGGACAGAAACCAUAUGCCUGCCAUGUUUGUGGGAAAGCCUUCAGUCAAUCUUCCAACCUUAGACGACAUGACAGAACUCAUACUGGAGAGAAACCUUAUGGCUGCCAUCUAUGUGGAAAAACAUUCAGUCAGUGUUCUACACUUAGAAAACAUGAGAGAACUCACAGUGGAGAGAAAACAUGUGAAUGCCAUCUCUGUGGGAAAGCCUUCAGUCAAUAUUCUGCCCUUAGGCAACAUAAGAGUACCCUCAAUGGAGAGAAACCAUAUGAAUGUCAUGCUUGUGGGAAGGACUUCACUAAUAGUUCUCAUAUUAGAAAACAUGACAAAACUACACUAGAGAGAAACUGUGUGGCUGCCAUCCAUGUGGGAGAGCCUUUAGUGAAUCUUCCAACUUUAGACAACAUGAGAGAAUGCACACUGGAGAGAAGACCACAAUGUCAUCCAUGUGGGAAAGCCUUCACUCACUCAUUGUUCUGCCUGUAGAUGGCAUGCAAAAACUCACACUAAAAAUCUUACUAAUAUGGUGAGGUCUUCAGCCACAACUCUAACCUUUAAAUAUAUGAAAGAACCCACAUAGGAGUUUAAUUCUAUAUAAAUGUAAUCCCUGUGUAAAUGCCUUUAUUUAAAUUUAUCCUAAAAUGACAUGAUUAUACUACAUUUGAAGGAACUCUGGGUAUGUAGUUAACUGUAGGAUAUUUUAGCUGAGCUUCAGCCUUGGUGUGCACAAGAAAAACUUAAAGUAGAAAUAACUCCUAAAACAUGAAAUCAGAGGGGAAUGUCUUUAUGGAGGAGAUGCUAGGGGAACAAUUUUUGCUGGGGAAGUUAGUGAAAUAAACAUGAAAAACCCUUUACUUACAGAGCAAAGUUUAUAAUAUAUGUGAGGUUUUACUUGUGUAAAAUAUUUUCUGUGUAAUGAAUAAAGGAACAUCUUCAAUGAUUCUGAAUUCCUUCAUCAGUGUAAAAGUUCUCAUAUGGAGGAAAUGCCAAUCCUAAAAUCAAAGAGAAAGCCCUCAGCUGUAGCUUUCAUCAGGAAUAUCAGACGGAAGACUUCUAAUGAGAAAUCUUUACCCACACAAUUCAACCAUGAAUUCAGAAUUUUUCCUAAGGAUCUAUUAUUGAAAACUUUAGGGUAAAAAUGUACCAUUCUCAAGUGAUCUGGGAAUAUUGAAGCAGAAUUUUGUAAUGAGUAUUAAGCAGAGGUAUGAAUCUUUGUUCAAUGGAUUAAUAAUUGCAAAUACUUAAUGAAGUAAAUUUCUGAAAAUUUA